Molecule: messenger RNA, 638 nt
Organism: Nezara viridula (southern green stink bug)
Lineage: Eukaryota; Metazoa; Arthropoda; Insecta; Hemiptera; Pentatomidae
Source: the annotation of a GenBank genome assembly
AUGACUCAUUAAAGAAAGCUCUUAAACAGAGUAAGUGUUGAAUGGCUAAAAUAUUGACAAUUUUUGUUUUCAUUGGGAUUUGAGGUGUCAAAGUAGUUGUGUUAAGGAAUAUUGAACUUUAUAUUGCUGUAAAUUAGGAUUUCUACAUAUUAUAAUGCUCACGUCUUUGUUGAAAGAGCACCAUGCCAAUCAGCUUGCUAGAAAAGAAACUCAGGAAGAAAAACGAAAGGAAGCAAUUGCAGCUGCCAGUGACUUAACACAAGCAUUAGUGGAUCAUUUGAAUGUUGGAGUUGCUCAAGCCUAUCUCAACCAAAAACGCCUCGACGCUGAAGCAAAGCAACUUCAUCAAAAUGCCACAAAUUUUGCAAAGAAUACACAACAGUGGUUAAGUCUUGUCGAAGGAUUCAGUAGUGCUCUUAAAGAAAUUGGUGAUGUUGAAAAUUGGGCACAGAUGAUUGAAAAUGACAUGAAAACUGUCACUUGUGCCUUGGAAUACGCAUAUAAAGUUACUCAAGAAAAUCCGCCGAGCUGAUUGUUUCAAACUUUUAAAUGGAUUUAUUAAUAAAUUGUUUAUCACGAUUCGAAUUAUUUUUUUGUUAAUUAUUUGUUUAAAUAAACUUUUUUUGUUAAGAGUCGUA